AUGUCGAACGCCAAUGUAAAGAGCCUUACGUCCAAAGAUGGCACCACCAUCCACGCGGAUGCGAUUGGCGAUCCUUCGAAGCCGCAUGUGGUCUUCGUGCACGGACUCAGCCUCAGCGGUGCUGUCUUCGACAACCUCUUCACUGAUGCGCGAUACAUCUCGUCCUUCUACUUGGUCCGGUAUGACAUGCGGGGUCACGGACGCUCCGGGAAACCCGAAGCAGAGGAGUAUUACUUGUCAGAGAGAUACGCCGAGGACUAUCUGGCCGUCGCUCGAGCCUUCGAUCUCAAGAAGCCCAUUUUUGUAGGAUGGAGUCUUGGAGCCACCGUUGUCGCCGAUAUAGCCAAGCACCUUCCCCGCGAUACACUCUCGGGUGUCGUAUACCUCAUCGGUCUUCCCUAUAUCGGGAAGAUCAUGCAAGAGGUGGGCACGCCAGCCGUGCUCAGCAUGGCCGGCCUACUGGGGACGAACGACGACGUAACGAAGUAUGUCCAAAAUAAAUUCGACUUUGCCAACUCGGUCUUCACGAACCCCGAUUCAAUCCCGUACGAGAUCAAGACGUACUGGCUUGGCAUCUCCAUGGCUCAGAACCCAAUCGUCGCUCAGCGAGUUCUCAGUCGUCCGCAAGAUGAGAACGCCUUGUUUGCAUGGGGCCAAGAGGGCUUGCCGCUCUUGAUCCUCGCUGGUUCGAAGGACAAGCAGAUGGACGGCCCUGAGCUCAUCAACAAGAUGAAGCCUCAUUUCACGAAUUGCACUGCUCGCAUAUUCGAUGGUCUUGGGCAUGCGUUAUUCUACGAGGAUCCUGAUGCCGUCUACUCGACUAUCUUCGACUUUACGCGCAAGGUCAAGGCUCAUUGA
Molecule: messenger RNA, 858 nt
Organism: Peniophora sp. CBMAI 1063
Lineage: Eukaryota; Fungi; Basidiomycota; Agaricomycetes; Russulales; Peniophoraceae
Source: the annotation of a GenBank genome assembly